GGGCGGCGGGAGCGGCUCGGCCGGGAACUUCCUGAUGCCGAAGUCGGGCAGAGGGGAGCCGGGCUGGGCAGACAUGAAGGGGAGCCUCUUCCAGGACUUCAUCCUCCACUAUGAGGCCGGGAGCCGGGAGGGAAGCGCCGUGCUGUACGGAAGAGGGGCGGACGGGGCGGCCCCGGGGCUCCUCUACACUCAGCUCAUCAAAGAGAACUUUGUGAGGAGGAAGCGGCAGGACGGGGCUGACAUCAUCGCACACAUGAUGAAAGGAUUCGCCGUGCUGGAGCUCAUCUGUGUGAAUCUCUUCCUGUACCCCUGGAGGAAGGAGAUCCGGACCCUGAAGAAAUUUACAGGUAAUUUUGUCUACUUUGUUGAGCCCGUCAUUCCAGAGAAGACCGUAAGACAGAUCCUUCAGCGAGUGGGGUACUCGGUAGUCACAGACACUGAGUAUAUAAUCGGAGGGACGAUUAAUAUAGAGGAAGCCAAACUUACUGCCUUUGAACUAUACCUUGCAAGACUUCACUGUGAAAAACUUCUUUGUCUGAUCAAGGAGAACAGGUCGGACUGUACGGAUCUUCUGUUCAGUGAACUCAAUUUAGAGAUUAAAAACGAAAAAGAAAAUUCCGAGCAAUGUCGGAAACGUAACAGCCAGAUUGCCAACCCCGAGAACACCAAUGACGCAAACCAUUUAAAUGUGCAGACCAAAAUGUUUAAGAACAUCCACAGAAAGGACUCCAAAAAGUCUGCCGCUGGUUUUGGCCUACCUACAGCGCCGCAUCGCAGGCAGGAGGACUCCACUGGGGAUUCCAACUACGUUUUAAGCAGGCACUUGGACAGCGAUGAGUUCCUGACUAAAUACAGCGAUCUAAACUUGGCCCAACAACCUCUCGUGCCUUUACAGAACAGAAAAACCUAUAUAAGCCCUCGAGGGUUAAAAGAGACAUUUGAAGAACCAACAUUUUCCAAAGCCGGUAUCCCAGAAUCCUCCAGUAAUGAACUUGAGCCAGAUUUGUAUAAAGCCGGAGAUAUGGUGUACAGAGUACCAGUGGAGACGUCUGACGCCGGGCCAACUAUAAUUUGCCACAACACACUGGACUCCAAGAAGCCUCUUGACCGCAACAUGUCUCCGAUGGAAAUGAAUGUGCCAAAUCAACAAACCCAGUCGGAGAGGUUGGUGAUCAAACUGAAGAUGGGGAAAACGGCUGAUGAGAUGGCCUACCCUGUCGAAGAAACAUUACCACCAGAUCCAAAAGAGUUUUCUUACAGUAGUCAGUUUUGCCCUAGGGAUCCAAAAUGGACAUGUCUACAGAGCAGGGAGGCCAUGGAAGAAGUGGCGGGUGCGGCCUCGUUUUCUUCGGGCUUCUCCAUGCUCAAUGCCACAGCCGGCAAAGGGGCAGAAUGUGUAGGUGUGGACAACUUGCAUCGACUCCGAGAGCCUCCGAGUUCUAUGUACAUUCCACCUGAAGGAACAAUGAGACAGUGCCUGAGAAUCGCCGACCUCCAACCAGAAGAAAAUCAUUACCAAGCCCCUUCUCUACCAGACAUGGUUCAGGUCGAUGAGACUUUGUUUAAAGUACUUGAGGAUACAAAAGAGGAUUAUGUGAUGAUAACAAAAAAUCAGCAACCCUAAAGCUGAACUCCAGGCAAAUAUACAGUACAGACCAAAAGUUUGGACACCCCUUCUCAUCCAAAGUUUUCUU
This is a messenger RNA of Rana temporaria (common frog), 1694 nucleotides long. RefSeq lists its product as uncharacterized. Gene Ontology annotation, cellular component: cytoplasm. The coding region runs from base 35 to 1624 and encodes 529 amino acids. The transcript has 2 exons. NCBI's taxonomy places the organism in Eukaryota, Metazoa, Chordata, Amphibia, Anura, Ranidae. The record is from RefSeq and is a predicted model, not a curated record.